AUGGCACGUAAUCUCCGCCCUGCAACCGCUCCCUACAGCGAGCCCCUUCUCCCGCAACUCGACGUCCGCAAUCCAUACUACACCGACCUACACUAUAACCUACGCGCCUGGAUCCGCGAAUACGUAGAGACUUCCAUCGCCCCGUACGCCCAGGAAUGGGAAACUGCCGGACAAGUCCCUGAGGAGGUGCGGCGACGUCAUUGCGAACUCGGCUUCGGUAUCGUGCACCCUCUCACGACGGAGGAACACUCGGCUGGUCUGGCACUGCCGGGAAAUGUCCCCCGCGAUAAGUGGGAUACCUGGUGCACUUUGAUUGUUGGGGAUGAGUUGACCCGUGUGGGAUUUGUGGGUGUUAUUUGGGGGGCUUGGUGGUGGGAAUGGGAUUGGGUAUUUGGGACGCCUGAGCAGCAGAGGCGUUGGCUUCCGGGUGUUGCGAGGGGGGAUCUUCGUUUCUGCUUGGGGAUUACGGAGCCAGAUGCUGGCUCUGAUGUCGCCAAUAUCAAGACCACUGCCAAGCGUGAGGGCGACUACUACAUCGUCAAUGGAGCGAAGAAAUGGAUUACCAAUGGUAUCUGGGCCGACUAUUGCACGGCUGCAGUGCGCACUGGUGGCCCUGGGCGAUCGGGUAUCAGCUUGCUUGUUAUCCCCUUGAAGGCUGAGGGAGUGACUCGCAGGAAAAUGUUCAACUCGGGUGUUAAUGCUAGCGGCUCAACAUUCAUCGAGCUGGACGAUGUUCGUGUUCCAGUUGAUCAUCUGAUUGGCGAGGAGAACAAGGGAUUCCCCCUCAUCAUGUCGAACUUCAACCCAGAGCGUCUCGCACUCGCAUGCGCUUCCCUACGACUCGCCCGUGUCUGCGCCGAAGAUGCUUUCAACUACGCCAUCCAACGUGAGACAUUCGGCUCCCCUUUGAUCCAGAAACAAGCCAUCCAAGCAAAGAUCUUCAAGUUCGGCUUGAUGAUUGAGCCUGCCUAUGCCUUCAUGGAACAGCUCGUCAACAUCCUGGAGCUCACCAAGGGCCGAUCCGUCGACGACGUCAAGAUAGGCGGUAUGACCGCCUUACUAAAGGUCAUGUCCACGAGAGCUUUGGAGAAGAGUGUUCGUGAGGCACAGCAGAUCCUUGGCGGCGCUGGGUAUAACAAGGCUGGCAAGGGUGCUAGAAUCGAACAGAUUAGUCGUGAUGCUCGGGUGCAUGUCGUCGGUGGUGGGAGUGAGGAAAUUAUGAUGGGUUUGGCGUUGCAGGAGGAGACUAAGGCGUUGCGGACGCGGAGGAAGGCGCUUGAGAAGAGACAGUCAAAAGUGUAG
Messenger RNA from Penicillium subrubescens, 1302 nucleotides. RefSeq names its product acyl-CoA dehydrogenase family protein. NCBI's taxonomy places the organism in Eukaryota, Fungi, Ascomycota, Eurotiomycetes, Eurotiales, Aspergillaceae. The record is from RefSeq and is a predicted model, not a curated record. Gene Ontology annotation, molecular function: flavin adenine dinucleotide binding; oxidoreductase activity, acting on the CH-CH group of donors. The transcript has 5 exons. The coding region runs from base 1 to 1302 and encodes 433 amino acids.